This is a messenger RNA of Meloidogyne enterolobii, 312 nucleotides long. The record is from the annotation of a GenBank genome assembly. Lineage: Eukaryota; Metazoa; Nematoda; Chromadorea; Rhabditida; Meloidogynidae.
UGAGCCUUCUGUUGAUAAAAUGUUACAAAGAUUAUAUGAAAGGUUUGGAAUGAUUGCUUGGCUCAAAAAAAUUGUGGCACUUUUUGAAUUUGUUUAUAUAAAAAUUGGAAAAAUGCCUGAUCCUGUUUCAAUUUUAAAUUAUUGUUUGGAAGCCGUUCUAUGUGAAAAUGAACAAAGCAAAUUGCUAAACAGUUAAGGGGUUUAUUUAAUUGUAUUUGAGUAAUAAAUGGGAAAUUUUAACUUUGAGUGGAUAUAUUAUAGGUAGGGUUGAGGGCCCGGUCCGGUCAGAGAGAAAAAGACUCGGCCGGGCCG